AUGGCUUCGUCCAGCUCCUCCAGCACCUCAGGCGGCCCCAUCGCCAGAGGAUCUCGAAGGAGGAGGCUCGUUCUGAAGCUGAGCCAGAAGGACACCCUGCAAGCGCUCUUUCAACAGAACCCCUACCCUGGGAUAGCGACCAGAGAACGACUGGCCCGAGAGCUUGGCAUUGCCGAAAGCAGAGUUCAGGUCUGGUUUCAGAACCAACGAAGAAGACGGUUAAAGCAGAGCCGAUCGCCGUCUGCAAAUAUGCGCCAAGACGGGGAAGGGGCGCCAGGAGAGGCCAGGAGAAAGAGGACAGCCAUCUCUCCUUCUCAAACAAGGAUCCUUGUGCAAGCCUUCACGAGGGAUCGCUUUCCAGGGAUUGCCGCCAGGGAAGAACUGGCUCGUCAGACGGGAAUCCCAGAACCUCGAAUCCAGAUAUGGUUUCAAAACCGAAGAGCUCGGCACCCCCAGCAGAGCGCAAGGGGGCCUGGCAAUGCGCCUUCCCCGGGGGCUGCUGCGGAUGCAGGAGCACACCCUGCCCUCCCAGGCACAGCCAGCAUCCUAGAAGAGUUCGUGGAGGCCACAGGCAUCCCGGACACGCAGGCGCCUUCCCCGGGGGCUGCUGCAGAUUCAGAAAUAUGGUUUCAAAACCGAAGAGCUCGGCACCCCCAGCAGAGCGCAAGGGGGCCUGGCAAUGCGCCUUCCCCGGGGGCUGCUGCGGAUGCAGGAGCACACCCUGCCCUCCCAGGCACAGCCAGCAUCCUAGAAGAGUUCGUGGAGGCCACAGGCAUCCCGGACACGCAGGCGCCUUCCCCGGGGGCUGCUGCAGAUUCAGAAAUAUGGUUUCAAAACCGAAGAGCUCGGCACCCCCAGCAGAGCGCAAGGGGGCCUGGCAAUGCGCCUUCCCCGGGGGCUGCUGCGGAUGCAGGAGCACACCCUGCCCUCCCAGGCACAGCCAGCAUCCUAGAAGAGUUCGUGGAGGCCACAGGCAUCCCGGACACGCAGGCGCCUUCCCCGGGGGCUGCUGCAGAUUCAGAAAUAUGGUUUCAAAACCGAAGAGCUCGGCACCCCCAGCAGAGCGCAAGGGGGCCUGGCAAUGUCCGGGCCCGAGGACCAGGCGGCGCAUCGGCCACGACUGCUCCUGCUCCAGAGGACCGAAGGGCCCCACCCGCUGUCCACAGCACCUCUCCUCCCCUUGGCCCCUCUCAGACACAGGAGAGCAUGCCACCCUUGGCUGCAGCCGCUCCUUUGGGCGCCCCCACCUUCUGGGUGCCUGGGACUGCCUCUGGGGUCUGUGUGGGCCAGCCGUUGAUGUUCUUCGUGAUCCAGCCCAGCCCGAUGGCUCUCCAGCCAAGUGAGAAGCCACCACCUCCUCCCCAGGUAGCAGUGCCCUGGGCCGCGUGCUCCCCUGCUGACACGGCCCCUUGGCAGCCUGGGCCAGGGGCCAUCCUGCCGCCUCUACAGCCUGAGACACACAUCAGGCGGAGGCCAGAGUCACCCGUUGCUGAAGGCACGGCCCCUCUGCUAGAGCCACAGCCCCAUCCGCCCAGCCUUCCAAGAUCGACAAGCCUCCUAGAUGAGCUCUUGGCGGCCACCGGCAUCCUGGAAACGCAGGCGCCUUCCGCGGGGGACGCUGCAGAUGCACGAGUGCACCCUGCCCUCCCAGGCGAACCCAGCAUCCUAGAAGAGUUCGCGCCUUCCCCGGGGGCCGCUGCAGAUGCAGGAGCACACCCUGCCCUGCCAGGCACACCCAGCUUUCUAGGCCAGCUCUUGGAGGCCACGGAUAUUGCGGCCUCGCAGGCGCCUUCCCUGGGGCCCUAUGCAGAUGCAGGAGCACACCUCGCCCUCCCAGGCUCACCCAGCCUCCAAGAUGAGCUCCUGGCCGUCACAUGCAUCCCGGGCUCGCCGGGUCCUUCCCUGGGGUCCUCUCCUGUCAUCCCAGGGUACCAUCCAGCCCUCCCCGGGUCUCCCAGCCUCCUAGAGGAAAUCAUGGCUGCCUCGUCCAUCCAGGACACGCCCUGGUCUUCACCGCGGGCCGCUGCGGACGAAGAAGGAGUUGA
Molecule: messenger RNA, 2045 nt
Organism: Rangifer tarandus platyrhynchus (Svalbard reindeer)
Lineage: Eukaryota; Metazoa; Chordata; Mammalia; Artiodactyla; Cervidae
Source: the annotation of a GenBank genome assembly